Molecule: messenger RNA, 5015 nt
Organism: Callorhinchus milii (elephant shark)
Lineage: Eukaryota; Metazoa; Chordata; Chondrichthyes; Chimaeriformes; Callorhinchidae
Gene: iars2
Product: isoleucyl-tRNA synthetase 2, mitochondrial
Exons: 23
Coding region: 3-3011 (1002 amino acids)
Biological process (GO): isoleucyl-tRNA aminoacylation
Cellular component (GO): cytosol
Molecular function (GO): aminoacyl-tRNA deacylase activity; isoleucine-tRNA ligase activity; ATP binding
Source: RefSeq, a predicted model, not a curated record
CCAUGGGGUCGGUGCUGAGAGGCCGCUCGGCCUGGAGACGAGCCGCCGGGAGGCUGGGGGCCGGGGCCGGGGCCGGGGCGAGGGCACAGCGGGGCGGCUGGUGGCGGAAGGCCGCGAGCUCCAGCUCCAACAACAACAAGUUCAGGGACACGGUGCUGCUGCCCCGCACAGGCUUCCCCCUGAGGCUGAGCGGCCCCGAGCUGCUGGAGAGGGAACUGCAAACACAGAGGGAAUGUGGCUUUUCAGAGCUGUACUCUUGGCAAAGAAACCAAACAGCAAAGAAGCAGUUUUGUCUUCAUGAUGGACCACCGUAUGCUAAUGGAGACCCCCAUGUUGGCCAUGCUUUAAACAAAAUUCUGAAGGAUAUCACAAAUAGGUUUCAGAUGAUGAGAGGUUGCAUAGUUCACUUUGUACCAGGUUGGGAUUGCCAUGGGUUGCCUAUUGAACUUAAGGCCCUGGAAGAAAUUGGGGAAGAGGCUAAAACAUUAUCUCCUAUAGAGAUCAGGAAGAAAGCCAGAGAAUUUGCAGAAAAAACAAUCGAACGCCAACGAGCAGCAUUCAUCCGAUGGGGUGUGAUGGCGGACUGGAAUAAUUGUUAUUACACUUUUGACAAGCAGUACGAAGCCAAACAGUUAGACGUUUUCCACCAAAUGUUCGACAAGGGUUAUGUUUAUCGUGACUACAAACCUGUCUUUUGGUCCCCCUCUACAAGGACUGCCCUGGCUGAAGCUGAGCUCGAAUACAAUCAGCAACAUGUUAGUCGAUCGGUGUAUGCCAAGUUUCCACUGGUAAAGCCCUCAACCAAACUUGCUCCAGCAAUAGAUAGCAAUCACUGCAUUAACGCAUUGAUCUGGACGACCCAACCUUGGACAAUACCUGCAAACCAGGCAGUUUGUUACAUGCCAAACGCACAAUAUUCCAUAGUGAAGUGCCUAAAUACAGAAGAACUCUAUCUUCUGGCUGCAGAACGGAUAGAAUUUACAGCAGCUGCCUUCAGCACACAAUUUGAAGUACUUCAGACAUUCAUAGGUUCAGAUUUGGAAGGAGGAAUCUGUAGCCACCCUACAAUUCCUGAAAGACACUCUCCACUUUUGCCUGCCAAUCAUGUGAAUAUGGUUAAAGGAACUGGACUGGUUCAUACAGCUCCUGCACAUGGGAUGGAAGAUUAUGGUGUCGCCUCUCAUCACAAACUCUCUGUGGAUUGUCUAGUGGAUGAGGAUGGUCGUUUCACAGAAGCCGCUGGUUCAGAACUUCAAAACAAAUAUGUCCUUCAGGAAGGAAACCAAACAGUAAUCCAGAUGUUGGAAGAGACAAAGAUGCUAUUGAAAGAAGAGGAUGUAAGACACUCUUACCCAUAUGACUGGAGGACAAAGAAGCCAGUAAUCAUUCGAUCCAGCAAGCAGUGGUUUGUCGAUACCUCAACUCUCAAAGCUAAAGCUCAGGAUUUGCUGCAUAAAGUCCACACAAUUCCAGAAUCAGCAAGCAACAGUAUGCUCAACAUGUUGGACAGACGCACAUACUGGUGCAUUUCAAGGCAGAGGAGUUGGGGGUUGCCCAUUCCAGUUUUCUAUCACAAAGAAACUGCAGAGCCACUCAUUAAUAAAUACACGAGGAAACACCUUAUCAAAUUGGUGGAAGAAUAUGGCAGUGACUGUUGGUGGACUCUGCCUUUGGACCAACUCCUGACUAAGGAUAUCUUGAAACAGAGCAAAGGGUCAGAUGUGUUGGAUUAUGUGAAGGGAGAGGAUGUGUUGGACAUCUGGUUUGAUAGUGGCACCUCUUGGGCUCAUGUGCUAGAAGAUGUAAAUUAUGUAGCAGAUGUGUACAUGGAAGGGAAGGACCAGCUGGGGGGAUGGUUUCAAUCCUCUCUGCUCACCAGUGUGGCAGUCAAAAAACAGGCUCCAUAUAGGAAUCUGGUAGUUCAUGGGUUUACCCUCAGUCAGACUGGAGAGAAGAUGUCCAAAUCCUUAGGCAAUGUGGUGGAUCCAGAUGUUGUUAUUAAUGGAGGCCAAGACCCAAAUAAAGAGCCGCCCUAUGGAGCAGAUGUUCUCCGCUGGUGGGUAGCAGAGUCCAAUGUUUUUACUGAGGUGUUAAUUGGGCCAAACAUACUGAAUACAGCUAAAGAAAACCUUUUUAAGUUACGAAAUACUCUGCGCUUUAUGUUGGGGAAUCUGAACAUUUUUGAUCCAGAGACCGAGGCAGUUCCCAGUGAACAGUUGCAGAUCCUGGAUCAGUACAUGCUUCAUCUGCUUCAAGAAUACAGCACUGAGGUUACAGAAGCUUACAAACAAUACGAUUAUGGAAAAGUCAUUCGCCUUAUGUCAGCGUUUGUUAACCGGGACCUGUCUAACUUCUACUUCACCAUCAUCAAGGAUCGGCUUUAUUGUGAAGAUGUGAAAGCCCCCAAGCGUCUAUCAUGUCAGACAGUUUUAGAAAAAGCAUUAGAUGUAGUAACUCGUUCUGUGGCUCCAAUUCUCCCUCAUCUAGCGGAGGAGGUAUUCCAACACCUGCCCUUCAGAAAAGAUCCUCUGAGCAUCUUUCGUACUGGCUGGAUAAAGACCAGUUUUAUUUGGAAGAAGCCAGGUGUGGUGGAGGCCAUUGAGGGGGCCUGUGAAAUGAGAGACCGCUUUUUUGGUUCCAUCCCUGGCAAAAAUACAAUGGAAUAUGAUGUAACUGUAAUCAUCAAUCCCAGUCUACUACUGGAGCUGAUGGAGACCUUGCAAGCAGAGGAGACGUCCAGCACAUCACAGUUGAAUGAAAUAAUGAUGUGCUCCCACACCACAAUACUUACCAGUGUCCCCCGCGAUCUGCCUACAAAUGCUGUUCUUAUUGAAGGAAAGUUUGUGAUUAAUUUACAAGGUGGUGAUAUUUGUGAGGAAUCUCCAUACCAGGUCAUUGUUCAGCCAGCUGUCAAAGAAAGAUGUCCUCGGUGCAAGAAGUACACAUCAGAUUCAGUGCUUACACCUUGCUCUCGCUGCUUGGAAGUCAUUGCUGGGAAGUGGAGUGUUUAAUGCUUUUCUCAAAGGACAGAUAAUGUAAAUGCUGAACAUUGGGAUACAAGAUCAAACAGGCACCUUGCAGUAGUUUGUAUUCCAGCAUGAUGGAAUUCAUCCAACCACUGGUAAUCUUUCAUUUUAACAGCCCUGUAUCAGAGCUGUUAAACUCCCUUCAGUGUAAUUCAGAACAGUAGAUGGGUCUGGCUUCUGAGAAUGAAAAGAAAUGUCUUGCGACCCAAUGGUUUCAGCCUCAUGGAGCCUUAAUUUUAAUUAAGUUUCUGUUAGUUGAACCAAAAUGGAACUAUUUCUAGACUAAUUUCCUUUGGAAGUGAAUGUAUGUUGAUAACAUGUAGAGCGAAACCAUGGUCUCCCAUCUUGUGCUUCAUAACUUCCAGAACCAAAUCUGAGUCUUUGUGUGAAUAUUACAUGCCAUGUAUUGGUCCAAUAUCUGCCUGUUAAUUUGGAAACAAAUCGUUCUACGUGUGGAAAUUAUAGAAGAAGCAACCCCAAAGAGAGCUUUUCUCUGCCCCUCACUGUUUAUGCAAAACUUUUCUAAUUUUCUGCAAUCUUGCUUUCAUUAUAUCAAUGUCAAAUACUCUUCCCAGUAUAUUCUUGAAAAUCCCAUUUUCAAAUGAUGGUACCAUCAUGUUAAAGCCAUAAUUAAUUAAGAAGUGGAUGUGUAUCAAGUGACCAACUAAUGAAACCUAAUGGAAGAUCCAGAGUGGUAAUAUUGUCUGAUAGUUUUGAUCUUUGAAGUACCCAAAAUUUUGGAUCGAAGUUCAGUGAUAAAAUCAAAUUGUAUUAGGAUAUUGUCACCCAGAUUUGGUAUUCUUUUCCAUUUAUUCUUAAGUGAAUAGAUUUACAGCGGUCAUAACAGAGCUCAGGAACAAUAGUCCUGAGUUUGUACCCAUGUUUGCCUUUUCUUUGAGUGUCAGUGUGUAGAUUGCAGAGAUAAACAUUACUUAUAAAUCAGCUUGAUCACAACUACAGUGCAUGUGUGGUGCAGGUAUAUUGAGUGCAAUGAACACUGGGAACCUAGAUUCCUAGACCCUUGAAGAUAAGAGGUUUGCAUUCCAUGAAUGCUUUCUAGUUUAAUUUUGUUGCAAAACCGAGUUGCUGCAAGAAUACUUCAACUCCACGAUCUCUCUUUAAUCGGUCAAGGGACAGUGAAAGGAAAUGCUUCCCACCAGCUUUCCUCAUGUCUUAAGAAAUUGACGGAUAAACUUGCAUUUAAUUCAGUUUAUCAUUCCCUCAAGACCUUUUCAAAGUGGGUAUAUUCUGGAUACCUGGCAAGCCAUUCACUACAGAUAAACUAUAAUCUUUUAAUCUUGCUUAAUUGAAAUAUAAAAUGUGUCAGUCUGGUCUAGUUGGUAGCACUCCCACUUGAGUCAGAAGGUUGUGACUUCAAGCUCCACCUCAGCAUUGAACACUGAGUCUGGACUAACACUCCAAUACAUCGUCAGAUGUUGUCCUUCAGAUCAUGCAUUAAACCGUGAUCAUGGCUACCUGUUCAGGUGAAUGUUAAAGAUCCCAUGACACUAUCCAAAAAGGAUAAAAUUGGUCACUUCAUAGCUAGUUGUGGGACAUUGCUGUGUGCAAAUUAACGGCUGCAUUUUUGUCUGCAAAAGUAGUUAAUCCUGUGAAAAUCAACUAUUUUUGUAGAUAAAUGCAGCAGUUAAUUGUUCCACAAACAGUUCUGUGUGAAAAUCAAUUUGAGACAUUACCCUGACAUGAAAAGCAUUGUAUCAAAUGGUAGGAUCAUUUUCAGUAGAAACAGACUUGCUAAUGAUCAAAUUAAUCUUUUUGCAGAAGACAAUGAGGUAGUUAGUGCCAUGGAUAUUGCAAUGCCUCCCACUUUGCAUGUAGUUAUUCCAAGAUUAAAAACAAUUUUAAAAAAUUAGAAAUGGGAAAAGGGCAGAGGGACUAUGAUGCAAGUAUUUACACCCAAAAUAUUGCAUUUUCUUUAUGGGGUGGGGGGUAAAAUGGGUAGUUUGCAAUAAAAUUCACUAAAGGUAUCAA